Peromyscus maniculatus bairdii (prairie deer mouse) is the source of this 1262-nucleotide messenger RNA. RefSeq names its product reticulocalbin 1 (gene Rcn1). The record is from RefSeq and is a predicted model, not a curated record. Lineage: Eukaryota; Metazoa; Chordata; Mammalia; Rodentia; Cricetidae. Gene Ontology annotation, cellular component: endoplasmic reticulum. Gene Ontology annotation, molecular function: calcium ion binding.
CGCGGCCCCGGCCUCCCCCGGCAGCGCCGCGGCCAAUGGGCGUGUGAGUGGGGCGGCCCGAGCCUUCCUUCGCCAGCCGGGCGCGCCCCUCGCUGGGGAGGGGACAGCGGCUGCGGCGCUGCGAACCCCUACUGCCCCGCCACCAUCCUCUGCUCGCGACCAUGGCGCACGGUGGCCGCCUGGGACUCGCCCUGGGGCUGCUGCUGCUGCUGGCGCUGGCGCUGACGCUGCGAGCCAAGCCCACCGUGCGCAAGGAGCGCGUGGUGCGGCCCGACUCGGAGCUGGGCGAGCGGCCGCCCGAGGACAACCAGAGCUUCCAGUACGAUCACGAGGCCUUCCUGGGCAAGGAGGACUCCAAGACCUUCGAUCAGCUAAGCCCGGAGGAGAGCAAGGAGAGGCUGGGGAAAAUAGUUGAUCGAAUUGACAGUAAUGGAGAUGGCUUCGUCACCACUGAGGAGCUGAAAGUCUGGAUCAAACGGGUACAGAAAAGAUACAUCUAUGAUAACGUCGCUAAAGUCUGGAAGGAUUAUGAUAGGGACAAAGAUGAAAAAAUCUCCUGGGAAGAAUACAAGCAGGCUACCUAUGGCUACUACCUAGGAAACCCCGCUGAGUUCCAGGAUAGUUCUGACCAUCACACCUUUAAAAAGAUGCUGCCACGGGAUGAGAGAAGGUUUAAAGCUUCAGACCUUGAUGGUGACCUGACGGCUACUCGGGAGGAGUUCACUGCCUUUCUGCACCCAGAGGAGUUUGAACACAUGAAGGAAAUUGUAGUUUUGGAAACACUGGAGGACAUCGACAAGAACGGGGAUGGUUUCGUGGACCAGGACGAAUACAUUGCGGACAUGUUUUCCCACGAGGACAACGGCCCUGAGCCAGACUGGGUUGUGUCCGAACGGGAGCAGUUCAAUGAUUUCCGAGAUCUGAACAAGGAUGGGAAGCUGGACAAGGAGGAGAUUCGCCACUGGAUCCUCCCUCAGGACUAUGACCACGCACAGGCUGAGGCCCGGCACCUGGUUUACGAGUCAGACAAAAACAAGGAUGAGCUGCUAACCAAGGAGGAGAUUCUAGACAACUGGAACAUGUUUGUGGGAAGCCAGGCUACCAAUUACGGGGAAGAUCUCACAAAAAAUCACGAUGAACUAUGAAAGACCCUCGUCCUGAUGCGGCCGAUCCUCAGGGGCGUUCUUCAGGUGUCCUGGGCGUUGUGACAGUUUCAGAUGUGUCCCUCAACCAUGAGAUUACACCUCAGAUUGGGGUAAAAA